Messenger RNA from Rattus rattus (black rat), 1185 nucleotides. It is a transcript of the gene Ccdc121, whose product is annotated as coiled-coil domain containing 121. The coding region runs from base 1 to 1185 and encodes 394 amino acids. Lineage: Eukaryota; Metazoa; Chordata; Mammalia; Rodentia; Muridae. The transcript is spliced from 2 exons. The record is from RefSeq and is a predicted model, not a curated record.
AUGGAAUCCCAAAUGCAGUGCAACUGCAUUUCACAAGACAGGAGUCCCAGGUCUGAGGGCAAAUCCAGGCAUCCUGCUAGGACUAAUUUUAUAGAUGAGACCAAGAAAUGUGAUGUCAACACUAGUUGCACAAAGUCCGAUCCUGUGUUCCCCAAACUAAAGACUCCUCUUAACGAUUGUGCUCCCCAAAGGCAAACAUGUAGCAUGAGUUCUUUGGCAAAGGCCCUCGGUGGGCACCAGACUUACUUCCAUCAGUCCCUGAGUUCUGGAACCAGAUUUGCCCAGAGUUCAAAAGGUUCUCCUCAGCCAUCAACGUAUCUUACUAUUCUAAAUGAAAUGUUCAAGCCAAAGAAGUCAAAGAAGCCAAAGAAAUUAAAGAACAGGUUAAGAAAAAAGAUAGUUGAGGCACUGGAGGAUCUGAACCAAAAAAUAGAAGAGGCCAAACUCCGGCAGGACCUCCUGUUGCAAGAGAGCAGGCUGCUGCAGAACGAAAUUCUCUGCCUGGAAGCCGAGAACAGCUUCGUCAGGGUCCUAAGGAAACAAAGUAAGCAGUGUAAAAAGAAACACUGGGAACUGUGGAAUCGAUACUUUCAGGAAUGUGAGGAGAUUAGACGAGAGAAACAAGAACUGACACUCAGGUUUGCCCAGCAAUCCGCCGAGCUUCAAACUCAGUUCUGGCAGGGGACAAGCCACCAGGUUCAGUUGAGGCGGCAGUUUCAGUCAAUGGAGCAUAUUUCCUCCUUAAAGAAUAACCAGAAGAUGAAAAUCCAGAUGUUGGAGAAGGAGAUAGAGAACAUGAAAGUCGAGAUGGCUCGGCAGGACCGCCAGGCACACUUGGAGUUCCUGCAGCAAAGGAAGCACCUAGUGAGACAGAUAGAGGAACUAAAAUCGCUGCAGGCAGGAGGCCAGGGCACCCCAGAGGUUAGGCGGAAGGCCAGGGUCUUGGAGUCCACAGCCAAGAAAGUGAAUUCGGAAUUUUGCGAUGGUGUCUGCAGAGAGAACCAGGAGUUACAGGAGGACCUAUUGAAGCUAAUCCAGGAGUACCACCAGCUGGAGUGUAUAAAGAGGAAGCUAGAGAUGUGGAAACAGUGGCUGAAGGAGGAACGGUGGUAUCGAGAAGCCUUAGUUAGGGGGAGAGGGCAGCUUAAGGCAAAGAGGGAGAGAAGUCAUGCUUGUGACCUUUGA